GGAGCAACACCUGGGGAGCAUACACAGGAGAGAGAAAACACAUACACAAAACUACGGCACGUAACAGAUGUGUUCACAUUUUCAGACAGCAGGUGUAUGAGGCAGUGAGGAUAAACCAGUCUCUGCAAAACUUAAAGAGGUAAAGACACUGCAAACUUAAAGACUGAGGAAAUGGAGUUCAUGACUUCGCUUCUGCUGACCCUCCUGGGGCUUUCACUCAUCGAGCCAGGGUUUGGACAGAGAGGUGACGGAGAUACAAGUGAGUGGCUGACCGCCAAAGAGGAAUUAAUUAAAAAGUUGGAGGACAAAUUGAAAUAUGUGGAAAGAUGGCAGAGUGAUGUCGAAGCUUUAGAGGCCAGGCUCAACGCCACUGUGGACGAGCUGAGGGGACAGAAAGCUGAAGUGGAAAAGCUGAACAAAGAGAACGAAGGCCUGGAAACGAGACUGCACGCCGCAGAGAAGGAGAUUGACGGGCUCAAACGGGAUAGUGGGGCUCACCGGGUCGCAUUCUCCGCCUCUUUGUCAAACUUUGGAGAGAUUUACAAAGGACCCAGCACAGACAAGACUCUGAUUUUCAAAAGAAUCUUCUCAAAUGUUGGCGACGGUUAUGACGAAAGUACAGGAGUCUUCACAGCACCAGUGGACGGCCUAUACUACUUCAGCUUCAGCACCUAUGGCUACAACACUCAUGUCAUGGGGGCAAUGUUGAUCAAAAAUGGCAUCCGGCAAAUUUCAACCUACGAUUUCCCUUCAGUCGACGGCUCUGACAGUAGCAGUAACUCGGUUGUUCUUCAAUUGGCUGCUGGUGAUAAGCUGCACAUGGAGCUGUGGGAUGACGGCGGAGUGUUCGACAACUUGAAUGGACACACAACAUUCAGCGGGUUCCUUGUGUUUCCUUUGUCAAAAUAAGAAAUAAAGAAUUAUUAGUGCUUUAACACUGAAGAGGAAUCUGGAAUCUGAAUCCGUAGGACCGAACCUCGAGUAGAACUACACUUUAAAAAUUACCUUGCUAAUAUUACUGACAUGAUUUUCAAAAUAAAACAUAAAAGACAAGCCAAAUUCAAA
Molecule: messenger RNA, 1065 nt
Organism: Labrus bergylta (ballan wrasse)
Lineage: Eukaryota; Metazoa; Chordata; Actinopteri; Labriformes; Labridae
Source: RefSeq, a predicted model, not a curated record